Messenger RNA from Apodemus sylvaticus (European woodmouse), 4752 nucleotides. RefSeq names its product phosphatidylinositol glycan anchor biosynthesis class M (gene Pigm). The record is from RefSeq and is a predicted model, not a curated record. Gene Ontology annotation, molecular function: GPI mannosyltransferase activity; alpha-1,4-mannosyltransferase activity. The transcript has a single exon. Gene Ontology annotation, cellular component: glycosylphosphatidylinositol-mannosyltransferase I complex; membrane. NCBI's taxonomy places the organism in Eukaryota, Metazoa, Chordata, Mammalia, Rodentia, Muridae. The coding region runs from base 174 to 1445 and encodes 423 amino acids. Gene Ontology annotation, biological process: GPI anchor biosynthetic process.
UGGGGGCGGGACUUCGUGCCGGAAGUGGUUAUUCCUCGGUUAUUACCGUCGGCGCUCUAUCGGGGGAGAUGCUCCAGGCGGCGGAGAGGAGUGAGCCGGAGUACGGUUAGAGAGCGAGAGAGAGGGGGACGCAGUGUGGACCCGGGGCCGGGCGGGUGGCCGGCACUCAGACCAUGAGCUACACCAAGCACUGGGGGGAAUGGAUCCUGAACUUUCGGGUGCCGCCCGCCGGGGUGUUCGGCGUGGCCUUCCUGGCCCGGGUCGCCCUGGUUUUCUACGGCGUCUUCCAGGACCGGACUCUGCUGGUGAGGUACACGGACAUAGACUACCACGUGUUUACGGACGCGGCGCGUUUCGUCACGGAAGGGCGCUCCCCUUACCUGCGGGCGACGUAUCGCUACACCCCGCUCCUGAGCUGGCUGCUCACUCCCAACGUCUACCUCAGCGAACUCUUCGGCAAGUUUCUCUUCAUCAGCUGCGACCUGCUCACCGCCUUCCUCGUCUACCGCCUGCUGCUGCUCAAGGGGCUGGGGCGCCGCCAGGCCUGCGGCUACUGCGUCUUCUGGCUGCUCAACCCCUUACCCAUGGCGGUGUCCAGCCGGGGCAACGCGGACUCGAUCGUCGCCUCCCUGGUGCUUACGACCCUGUACUUGAUAGAGAAACGACUCAUCGCGUGCGCCGCCGUGUUCUACGGCUUCGCGGUGCACAUGAAGAUGUACCCGGUGACCUACAUCCUCCCCAUAGCGCUGCAUUUGCGCCCCCAGCGCGACAGUGACGAGGGGCUCCGGCUAGCCCGCUACUCUUUCCAGGCUCGGCUGUGCGACUUCCUGGGGAGGCUGUGCAGCUGGGCGGUGCUGCUCUUCGUGGCGGUGGCAGGACUCACGUUUUUCGGCCUGAGCUUGGGUUUUUACUAUAAAUACGGCUGGGAGUUUUUGGAGCACACCUACCUUUAUCACCUGACCAGGAGGGACAUCCGCCAUAACUUUUCCCCAUACUUCUACAUGCUGUAUUUGACUGCGGAGAGCAAGUGGAGCCUUACGCUGGGCAUCGCCGCGUUCCUGCCACAGUUCAUCUUGCUUGCGGCCGCGUCUUUCGCCUACUACAGAGACCUCGUCUUCUGCUGUUUUCUUCAUACGUCCAUUUUCGUGACUUUUAACAAAGUCUGCACCUCUCAGUACUUCCUUUGGUACCUCUGCCUUCUGCCUCUGGUGAUGCCACUCGUGAGGAUGCCUUGGAAAAGGGCCAUCGUCCUCUUAAUGUUCUGGUUCAUAGGACAGGCCCUGUGGCUGGCCCCUGCGUAUGUUCUAGAGUUUCAAGGAAAGAACACCUUCCUGUUUAUUUGGUUAGCUGGUUUGUUCUUCCUUCUGAUCAACUGUUCCAUACUGAUUCAGAUUAUUUCCCAUUACAAGGAGGACCGCCUGACCGAGAGAAUCAAAUAUGACUGAUGUGUUCCAGACCUUGUGUAACGUUCUGAUGAUUCCAUAUGGACUAGAAAAGCUUUGGAAUUUUUUUUUUUCCUCCUCGAACAUUCUAAGCACUCUACUGAAAGUUCCCUUGUUCCAACAGAAAUUAAAACCAGUGUUGGCCUUAUAUAUAUAUAUAAAGGGGGACCCGAUAACUGAGGUCCGUCCUUUAGAAGUCUUAGGAUUCACUGCUUGAGGAGAAGUAAAUCGUUCUUGUUUGACAGUUGAGAAGCCGGCGAAGCUAGAAGAUGCUGAAAUAUUUUUUGAACAGUAGAUUAAGGUCUCUUGCAGUGUUUGUCGCUGUCACGCUGUGCCCCUGGUGGAUUAAAGUCUCUCGCAGUGUUUGUCGCUGUCACAGUGUGCCACUGGUUUACCUUCAGCCCAGCCUUUUUUUUUUUUUCCCUGCAGUUCUGACAGCUGUGGGAAUUUACAAAGUUCCUAAAAUACAAUAUUUUUACAUAUAAAGUAUUGACAGUUCCAUGCUCAGUUGGGAACGUUUUAAAUUUUUGUAUUAAAUGUGGGGCUUAGAAAAGAACUAAUCCAAAGAAUUUAAAUUGUGAUCAUGUAUUUGUUUAUAAUUUAGUUUUUCAGCAUUAGUACAGUGGUAUUCGUUUUAUAAGAAAGAUUAAACUCAUCCAUCUUUAGAUCUGAGUUUACAAAAAAGAAAUCGAACAUUAUUAACAUGUAUCAUGCUUAUCCUUUUUCUAACUCCUAGAACGAUUUUUCAUCUAACGUUUAAGCUGAGCAUUGUCUGUUGUAAAAGUAGCAGGAUUCAGAUGAGAAAGCCUAAGUUUUGAGUAUAAUUCAUUUGCUCUGUUCUGGUUUUAUCAUCUAAAUUGUUACAAUAGAGAACAUUGUUGAUAAGGCAUAAAUCCUGCACCCUGAAAAUUCUGUGACAGAAAGGAAGACUUAAGGGAGACUCCUGUAAAGUACACGUGGCGGGGGUCAUUGUUUGGACUCACUGGUCUAAAUCAAGAGGUUGUAAGAGAUUUGAGGAAUUACAGAAAUGAUGUGGUGGGCAGAUCUUUUUUACUUAUCACUAGAAGUAAAUACAGUAAUAGGGAAAUACUUUCUCAACUGUAUGAAUAAACAUUCUAAAAUAUUUUUAGAAAACAUAGGGCCUACCUGUGUUGCGGGCUAUCUAACAUUCAAAGAUGCAGUAGCAAUAGAUGGAUAUAAUUUUUGUGAUCAUAAUUUUUUUUUUUAAAUUGGGUUCUUUUCCGGAGUCAACAACAAAAAACUCAUGAAAAUAAGCACUACACAAGAAAAGUAUUUUUCUCCCUGUCAAGGCAAGCCUAAAAAGCCCUUGAGGAUAAAAUAUUUAUAGGCUGGUCAUAAUUAAAAAUUCUAUUAGUGGCAGCACUUCUUUGCUGGAUUCCUUUUGGGAUUGGCCUUAGAAGAAUAGGUGUCUUUUCUUACUGUUGCUUAUUGUGUGUAAGAAAAGCGGUCAGUUGUAGAAAACAGUGACCUUUCCUAAAAUGUCAAGAUCCAUAUUUCUUACUAGCUCAUAGUAGCUUUCCAUUUAUGGCAUGUGAACCUUUUAAGAUUAUUAUGGGCAUUGAAACCCCCAUUCUAGGCAAGUAGGCUGCCAGUGGGCAGGUCUCCAGUCCCAGGUGAAUGUUUGAAAUUGAAAAUUUGAGCAAGGAAAGUAUAUUCAUGUGCUUGCAUAGGCCUGACUUUUGUUGUUCUUUUAGACAGUCUUAGUCCAGGCUGGCCUCACACUUUGCCCAGGAUACACUUGAACUGAUCAUUAAGCCUCUACCUCUUAAGAGCUGAGAUUACAGCCCUGUGACACUGUGCCUGGCUCAGAAAUUCUUAAUCAAAGAAAUGUGUUUCUUAAGGGAUGCAGAAGAUAUUUUGCAGUUAAUCUGCUGCAAACCUUUAUUUUUUUAUUUGCUUUAUAUGUAUACGUGUUUUGCAUACAUAUCUGUGCACCAUGUGCAUUCCUAGUGCCCAAGGUGGCCAGAAGAGGCCAGUGGAUUUCCUAGAGCAGUGCUUUGGAGCCACCAUGUGGGUGGGUGCUAGGGAUCCAACCUGAGAGUCUCCUGGAAGAACAGCAAGCACUCAACCACGGAGCCAACUCUGCAGCCCCACGCUGCAGAAACAGUUAGGAAGCUAAGUGGAGGAAUGAUUGCAUCUUUUGAGUUUUACUUCUGUUUUGAAGCUUUUUAAAGUUUUAUUUGGGGAAGAGACACGCAUACCAUGUCCUGUGUGUGGAGGUCUGAUGCACUUGUGGAAAGCAGAGGACAACUUCUGGUAGUUGAUUUUCCUCUUUCCAUUAUGCUGGCCCUGGAAUCGAACUUGGGUUGUCAGCCUUGGCAGCUAUACCUUUUUACACUGCACUGUCUGGUCGCUUUGGCUUCUUUGCAUUUAUGACAUUUUUUUUUUUCCUUAUAAGUCCUUAAAUGUUACCUUAAAAUUGUGUAGCUCUUUGACUUGUAAUUCCCUUGUUCUUAUACUACCUGCAUUAUCUUUAUGUCACUGUGGCAAAUGCCUAUCAUAAGUCAACUGAUAGAAAAGGUUUAUUUGGGGCCAUGGAUUAAAAGUUUGACUUUGAGAUUGGUUGGCCUUGUGGCCUCAGACCUGUGAUGAGGUAGCAUAUUGUAGCAUGAGGGCACAGUAAAACAAACUGUUUACCUCAUUGUGGGUGCAGAGUAUGAGAUAUGGAUCUCUCAAAUCUUUUUGAGGACAUACCCCUAAUGCCUUAAAACCUCACACUGGGGUGGCCUAAAGUUUCUACAGCUUCCCAAUAGUGCCAUAGUCAAGGAAGCAAGCUUUUAGAACCUGGGCCUUUGUGGGGAGAGUUCAGAUCCAUACUAUAGCUUCAGCUGUGUAAGACUGAUUACAGGCAAGCAUUAAUUAUUAGAUUAAGAAGAAUGUUUCUCCAGAUAGGUUGUAAUUUUUUUUUCAACUGCUUUUCUGAUGUCUCCAAAAUGUCCUUAAAGGCCUCAAGUUAAGUUCCCUGGAUUAGGAUCAUUAUUGUCUGUUUUGUUUUUUAGUUGUAGGAGAUAGGGUCUUAUAUAACUCAGUCUGGUCUCAAACUUGUGUAACAGAGGCUGGCCUUGAACUCUCGAGUCUACCUCCCAAGUACUAGGAUUAGCAGGUGUGCUGGACCCUGCCUAGUUUGGAUUAGGUUCUUUGGUAAAGCUGUGAUAAUUAUACACUACUGGGCAACUCAGCAAAGGAAUUCUUAAAACCCUAGAUCUCAGUUACUGACAUGUCGCCAUCUGGAUUUUAUAAGUUGUAUAAUGAUGUUUCAUAAGUUGUAUAAAACUUGUUCUUUAAUUUA